AUUUACAUAUUACGUAUUCAGUCAUGUCUUCUUUUGUACAUUGUAUAUACGUUAAGCAAUUAUACAAAUCCUUCAAAUAUUUCUUGAUUAUAACAUGCAGCAAUAUAUUUAGAUAUUGAGUAACUGAUGUUUACUGUAGUUACAGUUAUAAUUAUUUAAGUUAACCUGAAAAUUGUUUUGUGUUGCAUAAUGUGGCCUCAAGAAUACAUAGAGCUAAAGCACAUAGAAAAUUUGUUAGUUUGUGGAAUAUGCUAUGAAUUCAUGGAUACCUCUGUUAUGACAUCAUGCUCUCAUAAUUAUUGUUCAUUAUGUAUUAGGAAAUAUUUACAUUAUAAGACACAAUGUCCUGCAUGCUUUGCAGAAACGUUUGAGAAGGAUUUAAAAAAGAAUAAAGUUCUAGAUGAAAUUAUAACACACUUUUCGCAAAUCAAAGACAAAUUGAAAAGAUUUUUACAAAUUCAGAUGCAGUUUGCAAAGUUCAAUGAAAUUGAUAAUGCUUCUAGUGAUUCAAAAUCAUUGCAUCAAAGUAAAGAUGUAGAUGCAAACGAACAAGAAAGUAAAGUUAUUUACAAAAAUAUUAUUAGCAAUAUUUCUAUUUCUCAAAAUAUUACAUCACCAUCUACACAUGUUCAAAAAGAUUUAUCUAGCCCUAGUACAAGUGGAGUACUUACAAUACCUUUAAUGUUUACACCCAAAAGCAGUAAACGUCCAAUUGCAAAUAAAACAGAAGAGACUAAAAUUGUUAUAUGCCCAGUAUGCAAAGUUAGUAUUUCAGAAUUAAAAAUAAAUAGACAUCUUGAUGAUUGUCUGAAAAGGGAAUCUACAAAUGAGAAACCUCAAAUAACAGAAUCAAAACGUAAACCAUUGUCAAAGUUAGUAUUUAGUUUAAUGAAAGAUGUCGUAUUAAAGAAGAAAGCAAAAGAAUUUGGCUUGUCGUCGCAAGGAGAUCGAAAAAUUUUAGAGGCUCGAUUACAAAGAUACAUUGUACUUUAUAAUGCAGAGUGUGAUAAACCAAAUCCAAGACCUGUUUCAGAAUUAAUAAAGCAGUGUGAGGACGAAGAGAAUACAGAAAGAAAAGCAAAUAAAAUUUCUUUUCUAAAUAAAUUACAAGUUACUAGAAAUACAGAAGAAAAUGUUAUAGAAAAUGAACGAAAGAAAUAUCUGGAAACACAUAAAAAUAGCUUUGAAAGUUUAAUCAAACAAAUUAAAAGUAUAGACUCUUCAAAAAAACCACAUGCACGGCAUAGUUUAUUUACGGAAAGUACGGAGAGUAAUGAAGAUAUUCCACAUAAGCGUCAAACGAUGACUGAAAAUUUGAAUGAUUCAAUGAUCUAUACCAAAGAAACAGAUAUUCAGUUGUCAAAUUCUGACAUAUAUAUUCCGGAUUCUGAUUCAGAUACUUCUUGCCCAUUGCAAAUGUAUUCUAGUAGUGAUCCGAAAAAAUUUCUCAAUGUAGAAUUAUCUUCUGCUAAUAAUAAUGUUUUACGGAAUAAAUCAGAGAAUGAUCAAACAAAUAUUGCUGAGGAAGCAUCUGUGUUUUCUAAUUAUUCGUCCAUAAAAACGAAUGAGGUAGAAAAAAGUGAUAGUUCAGAUGCACGUAGCGAUACAUCUAUUUAUGAUAAAGCAACACAAUCAGUUUUGGAGAACUCAAUUUAUGAGGAUACAUUAAAAAAUAAUUCUAAAAAUUCAUCUGAUAGUUCCAAAUAUAAGAAACUGUUACAAAGAAAAAAGAAAUCAUCUUUAAAAGAUAAAAUAAAACGCAUGGACGUUGUUACUACAAGCAUGAAAGAUCUUGAUUCUGAUGGUAUUUUAAAUCAAGAGGAAGAAGAUGAGAGAUCAAACUCUCCCUUGCAGGACAUUGUAUAUGAUUUAUUAGGCAAUAGUGACAGUAAAUUUGAUCAUGGAAAAUUACGUUCCACUAGCUAUGAAUUUUUAAAUACUAGUGAAAUUAAUUUUUCAAAUUUGGAAAAAGAAAACAUAAGUUCUCCCGAGUGCAGUAGCAAUCGUUCUUUGCGAAAGAGAACUCGUGAUUCGACACAAACUGACAAUAGACUCGUGUCAAAUAGAAUGAAAAAAAUUAAAAAAUCGUCUCAGUACUCUACGAUUGAAAAUAAAGAGUUAAAUGACGAAGAAUCUUUAUGUAUUUUGAAUGACGAAAAAAUUGAAUGUUUAACAAAUAAACCGCAAUUGAGAAAACGACUGUCAAAUGUUACAAAAAAUACUGACGUUUUAAGAAAAUCUGCUAGAACAAAGCUUAAAAAUAAUAAUUCAUAAAAAUAAAAUUAAUUUUUUUAAUAAAUUGUUUAUAGAUUGCUCUCAUUAUCAUAUAUUUUGCAAAUUUAUAUAUUCGUAUUAUCUUCGACUAAGUUAAAAGAUAUACAUAUAUGUAAAUAGUUUUAUUAUUUGUGUGAAAAGUGAUUUGAAAAUCCGAAUAUAUAUAUAUAAUAUAAUUAUUUUUUUUUGCAUUAAUCUAUUUUAUACUUGACUUUAUUACACAUUAAAUAUUUAAUUACAAGUAUAUGUUAU
This is a messenger RNA of Frieseomelitta varia, 2526 nucleotides long. Its product is annotated as E3 ubiquitin-protein ligase RAD18-like. Gene Ontology annotation, biological process: DNA damage tolerance; protein monoubiquitination. Gene Ontology annotation, cellular component: nucleus; Rad6-Rad18 complex. The record is from RefSeq and is a predicted model, not a curated record. Gene Ontology annotation, molecular function: ubiquitin protein ligase activity; single-stranded DNA binding. Lineage: Eukaryota; Metazoa; Arthropoda; Insecta; Hymenoptera; Apidae. The transcript is spliced from 8 exons. The coding region runs from base 190 to 2274 and encodes 694 amino acids.